This is a messenger RNA of Nerophis lumbriciformis (worm pipefish), 723 nucleotides long. RefSeq lists its product as uncharacterized. Gene Ontology annotation, cellular component: membrane. The record is from RefSeq and is a predicted model, not a curated record. Lineage: Eukaryota; Metazoa; Chordata; Actinopteri; Syngnathiformes; Syngnathidae.
UACCAGAACCGAAUCACUCUGGACCGGGUCUCUGCAGAACUUAUCAUGAAAAACGGCACAUAUGAAGACAGUGGAGUAUAUAAACUGUAUAUGGACAUAAACCAAGAGCUGCAUACACUUCAGUAUACACUUGAGGUUAUAGACAAAGUAACCAAACCCAACAUAUCCUGUGAGAUGAACGACACAAAGCAGGCGGUGCUCGUGUGCUCAGCAGAGUCCAAACAUCCUCAUUUGUUAAACUUUAAGUGGAACUCAGGUGGAAAUGAGCAGACUGGAGAACGUUUAACAAUAACUGUCAGGAAUGAAGAUGAUGAUCAAGUUCAUCAUUGUAAAGUCAGCAACCCUCGGACCAAUGAAACUGCUUCAUUCACUGCUAAGGACUGCUUCCUGGAUAAAAUAUCAUAUGCUUACCAGACAAUUGCCAUGGUAUCCUACAUCAUCAUUCUGAUCAUCAGUUUCAGUUGCUAUGUUAAGUACAUAAAGAGUCACUGUUCAAAAGCUAAACCGAAUGAAAAGUUGAAGCCGGAAGAAAAUCUUGACUCAGGCAUGAACACUAUCAUCCCACUUGAAGAUACCGGAGGGAAACAUCAAGUUUAUGGAGAAAAUGUGAGACAGGAAGAUGACUUACAGAGUUCAGCAACACUCAUCAACAAGCGAGUAGAAGAAAUCAGGGCACUGAUAUUUACUAUCACAUCCCUCACCCUGACACUCGGAAGGUCCUGA